AUGAAAAUCUCUUUAUGUCUGGUAAAGGCGAAUCCACGUGCUCUUUUUCUAGCGAAUAAAGACGGGAAAUCUCCCAUGUAUUUGGCUGUAGAGGCUAGAGUUGUUUCCCUUGUGAAAGCAAUUUUGAAUGAUAACGCCCAAGGCCAAACCUCGAACUUAGCCUCGCGAUUGGAAGGGAGAAAAUCGCUUGUGCAAGGAGCUCUAAAGGCCAAGAACAGAGAGAUUGUUGAUAUUAUUCUCACUGAAGACCCAAGUCUUAUCAACGAGAGAGAUGAAGAAGGCUAG
This is a messenger RNA of Arabis nemorensis, 285 nucleotides long. The record is from the annotation of a GenBank genome assembly. Lineage: Eukaryota; Viridiplantae; Streptophyta; Magnoliopsida; Brassicales; Brassicaceae.